AUGUCCGCGGACCCGGACGGCGAAAAGGUGCAAGUCCAUGGACAACAACACCAACACCACCAUCCUGACGAUGUAGAGCGUCCGCCCUCGGUCACGACAGAAACCACCAGCACCGCCCACGAAGGGCCCGGACCCGACGACGACGAAAAUGACGAAGAUGACGAUUAUGCAACGGAGCGGGACCUGGAAAAGGCCGACCACAUAGUCUCGGCCACCUUCCCCGGCGAGGCGGCCGGGGGCGGGACCACCGUCAGGGCCGGCAGCCCGGGACUCGACCACCACCACCACCACCGGUCCGGCCCGGGGUCCGCCCCAGAUCCGGACCUUGAGGAAAAGACAGUCGGCGACGAUGCCGUCGUCGCUCGUCGCUCGCCGUCGCGUGCCUCGUCUGCGCGCUCGCGGCCCCUGACCAUUGUGCCCCGCCAUCGGCGCCGCGGGCUGUUUGGGCGCUUCACCAUCGUGCCCGAGGUGAAGCGGCCGUACGACUACAAGAACUCGACCAAAUGGGGCCUCACCGCGACUGUGGCCUUUGCCACCAUUGCCGCGCCGCUCGGCUCCUCCAUCUUUUACCCCGCCCUCCCCGUCCUCACGCGCGAGCUCAACACGACGCAGACGGUGACCAACCUGUCGGUGGCCAUGUACAUGCUCGCCAUGUCCAUCUUCCCGCUGUGGUGGUCCUCCUUCUCCGAGCAGCUGGGCCGGCGCACCGUCUACCUCGUGUCCUUCUCCCUCUUCGUCGUCUUCUCCGUGCUCUGCGCCGUCAGCACCAGCGCCGCCAUGCUCGUCGUCUUCCGCGUCCUCACCGGCGGCGCCUCGGCCAGCGUGCAGGCCGUCGGCGCGGGCACCAUCGCCGACAUCUGGGAGCCGCGCGAGAGGGGCCGCGCCAUGAGCAUGUUCUACCUCGGCCCCUUGCUUGGCCCCAUCGUCGCGCCUGUCGUGGGUGGUGUGCUCGCCCAGAAGCUCGGGUGGCAGUCGACGCAGUAUUUUCUCGCCAUCUACGGCGCCGUCAUAUUGCUGAUGCUCUUCUUCCUGCUGCCGGAGACGCUCGCCCGGCGGCGCGCCGAUGACGAUGAUGAUAAUGACCAGCAGCAGCAGCAGCAGCAGCAGGGCGCAGGUCAAGGAGAGCAGCUGCAGCGCACCACGACCGCCCAGUCCGCCAAGAUCAAGACGCAGCGCCUCGCCCGGGCCGUCAAGCGCGUCGUCAUCGACCCGCUCAGCGUGCUGCUCUUCCUGCGCUUCCCGCCGGUGCUCAUCACGGUGCUCGUCGCGGCCAUCGCCUUUGGCGCGCUCUUCGUCGCCAACAUCUCCAUCCAGCAGACCUUCUCGGCGCCGCCGUACGGCUUCCCGCAGCUCAUCGUCGGCCUGCUGUACGUGCCCCUGGGGCUGGGCUACUUUUCCGCCUCCUUCUUCGGCGGCCGCUGGAUUGAUAAUAUUAUGGCCCGCGAGGCCCGCAAGGCGAACCGCUACGACGAGCACGGCAAGCUCGUCUACCUCCCCGAGGACCGCAUGCGCGAGAACAUGUGGAUCGCCAACACGGUCUAUCCCCUGGGGCUGCUGCUGUUUGGGUGGACGCUGCGGUACGGCGUGUUUUGGUUCGUGCCGUCGCUGGGGGGGUUCUUCUUUGGGGUGUCGUCGAUGCUGGUGUUUUCCGCCGCGACCACCAUGCUCACCGAGUUCGUCCACAAGCGCUCCUCGGCGGGCGUCGCCGUCAACAACUUUGUGCGCAACAUCCUCAGCUGCGUCGGCACCGUCGUCGCCGCCCCCUGGAUCAACGCCAUCGGCACCGGCUGGGUCUUUACCAUCAUUGCCGUCUUUUGCCUGGCGUCCGGGUACUUUGGCAUAUGGAUCCUGCGCCGCAACGCGCCGCGCUGGAGAAAGGACAUGGACGAGGCCAUGAAGAAGAUAAGGUGA
Purpureocillium lilacinum is the source of this 1911-nucleotide messenger RNA. RefSeq lists its product as uncharacterized. Gene Ontology annotation, cellular component: plasma membrane. Lineage: Eukaryota; Fungi; Ascomycota; Sordariomycetes; Hypocreales; Ophiocordycipitaceae. Gene Ontology annotation, biological process: intracellular polyamine homeostasis; transmembrane transport. The record is from RefSeq and is a predicted model, not a curated record. Gene Ontology annotation, molecular function: polyamine transmembrane transporter activity.